This is a messenger RNA of Seminavis robusta, 1323 nucleotides long. The record is from the annotation of a GenBank genome assembly. Lineage: Eukaryota; Bacillariophyta; Bacillariophyceae; Naviculales; Naviculaceae.
AUGAAACAAGGAAAGAACAGACCCAAGACCGCACCAGACGAAAUGAACACUCAUCAGCAAGUACAAAACGAUAUCGCUCGGCUUCGCAUGAAGCACCAGAUCAAAGACCUGCAGGGCGCCGUUGGCCGUGGAACAUCCAUGGUUUCUCUCUACAUCCCGCCUCGACAGCAGUCGGUGCAGACGGCGAUCCGAUCAGCGCAGCAACGUCUCAAGCUCUACAACCACAACACCUUUCCUUCCAACGGCUUGGCAAUCUUUUGUGGCUUGGUCGCCUCGGGCCGAGACAAGGAGCGGCUUGUGACAAUAGACCUUGAACCCUUGCAUCCAAUCAAGACCUUUUCUUAUCUUUGUGGCAAGGACUUCCACCUGGACUUACUGAAAGCGCUAUGCGUUGACGCGAACGAACCCUCUUAUGGGUUCAUCAUCGUGGAUGGCAACGGAGCUCUGCUUGGUAAGCUUCAGGGGACAAACCGAAAAGUCUUGCAUAGGUUCGCUGUUGAUUUGCCCAACAAACACAGACGUGGGGGGCAGUCUGCCUUGAGGUUCGACCGCAUCCGGCGAGAAAAGCGGGAUGUCUACAUCCGAAAGGUCUCGGAGUUGGCAAUCGAGUGUUUCCUAGAAGACAACAAGCCGAAGGUGGCAGGCAUUGUGUUAGCAGGACAGGCGGGCUGCAAGGACGAUUUGCAGAAGAACACGAUGUUCCACAAGCGGCUCCGAUCGCUGGUGCUUCAAUCGUUUGACCUGUCCUACGGUGGAGAAGUUGGCUUUGAUCAAGCGAUCGACAUGUCCGCAGCAGUCAUUGGAUCAACCAAGCUCAAGCAGGAGAAAGAGCUACUCGAUAGGUACAUGACUGAACUGAGCCGCGGCUCCAACAUGUAUUGUGUCUCCAUAAAGGAUACACUGGAGGCCCUGGAAAUGGGCGCAGUGGAUGAUCUGAUCGUCUCGGAGAGCCUCGCCGUGAAUCGAUGUGUGAUGCGCGACCCGACAACUGAAGAGGAAAGUGUUGAAUACAUCUCCGGUAUGGAAGAAGACACAAAAAAGGGAGACGACAGGCCGAUGGAGAUUGUGGAAGAGGAGCCCUUACUGGAUUGGUUGCGCGACAACUAUCAGAGCUUCGGUAGCCGUUUGACGUUGGUAUCUGAUCGCACCGCUGCAGGGCGAAGCUUCGCCCAAGGGCUCGGCGGCCUUGGCGGUUUGCUGCGUUGGAGUGUUGACUUCCACGACUUCGACACAGACGCAGACUGCGAAGACGUCGACUGUGAAGAGGGCUGGUGCGAGUCCUCGAACGAAGAAGGCACUGCGGAUGGCGACUUCGGGUUCUGA